Messenger RNA from Xyrauchen texanus (razorback sucker), 1565 nucleotides. Its product is annotated as transcription factor MafB-like. NCBI's taxonomy places the organism in Eukaryota, Metazoa, Chordata, Actinopteri, Cypriniformes, Catostomidae. The transcript has a single exon. Gene Ontology annotation, biological process: regulation of transcription by RNA polymerase II. The record is from RefSeq and is a predicted model, not a curated record. The coding region runs from base 173 to 1168 and encodes 331 amino acids. Gene Ontology annotation, molecular function: RNA polymerase II cis-regulatory region sequence-specific DNA binding; DNA-binding transcription factor activity, RNA polymerase II-specific. Gene Ontology annotation, cellular component: nucleus.
UAUUUUCAACAUACAUCUUGCACUGCUCGCCGAGAGACCGUCUGAAAUAAGAACAGCGAUAAGUUGUCUUUUAUGUUGAAGUUGUGGAAUCGCGUUUUUCGAACAUAUUAAUGACACCUAAACUACAGUCAUAAUUUGGAAACUAGUUGCUGACUUCAUCGAAUCUUGCAUCAUGGAGCAGCAUGGUCUUUUGGACUUGGCCAAAAAUCAGCAGAAUUUGGACUACUGUGACUUUGACAUGACGAGGUUUGACGUGAAAAAGGAGUCAGCAGUGUUGGGACCCGAGCGUCAAUUCAUUCAACAGUGCAGUCUACACGUACCAGGCUCCGUGUCCAGCACACCCAUGAGCACCCCGUGUAGCUCCGUGCCUUCAUCACCCAGCUUCAGCCCGAGUGGACAGAGAAACGGUGCUGAAAAUCUCUACAGCUGGACCCUGAGCACGGGGGCUUAUCCACAGCACGCAGAUCCUCACUGUCUCGAUCUCACACCUGAGGAUAUCCGGGAAGCCCUAAGCGCAAAUCUCAUGCACGGGCACCCGACGCCGCAACAGAUGCAUCCAGAGCAGAUCCAUCAGGCUGAUAUGGAGGAAUACAGAAGCAUGGGUCAGUUCCACGCGCCAAACGUGCAUCCGUAUAAUCACGAUCAGUACACCGAUCUCGAUGCACUCCAGAUGCGCGACUUUGCGCACGGUAAAAGCGUCGACCAGUUCAUGCAACACCUCGAAUGUUCACCACAAAGUGCCACGCACCUGCUGAAGUCCCACAACAUCCACCAACAGCAGCAUCACAGACGGAGCGAGCGCGGCGUCAGCGCGGAGAGCCGCUUCUCAGACCAGCAGCUGGUGUCCAUGUCCGUGCGCGAACUGAACCGACACAUCCGCGGCAUGAGCAAGGACGAUAUUAUCCGCCUGAAGCAGAAACGCCGUACCCUAAAAAACCGGGGGUACGCGCAGUCGUGCAGACACAAACGUGUUCAGCAGAAACACACACUGGAGCACGAGAAGACGAGCCUCGCGACUCAAGUGGAGCAGCUGAAGCACGAGCUCAAUCGGUUAGUGCGCGAGAGGGACGCGUAUAAACUCAAAUGCGAGAGACUAGUUGUCGGAAUGAAGUGCAAGAACAAUGGAUCCUCCAGUGAAAAUCCAUCAUCGCCUGAAUUCUUGCGAUAAUUGAACUCAUUGUUAAGGCAAUCUUUGGACAUGUGGCCUACUUAGGAUUUCUUAAGUUUAUGUUGAGGAAAAGUAGAAAAGGUGUUUUAGUUCUGUCAUUCAGUAGAUAUUUUAUAUUUUUCACUCUAUCUCUGACAUGUCAAGCUGGUUUUGAUAUUGUAUCGUUUAUCUGCUUGUUUUCACAAAAGCCUGCAUCAGUCAUCUCGGCUAUGCAAAUGACAUUCGACCCUUUUGGCAGUAGAUGCAUUGCAAUGGUGUGUUUUUUCUUCUUCUUUAUGUUAGGUCUUGUGGCAUUAUAUAUUUUGCAUUUGUUGAAAUAAUCGUAAUUUUGUUCCCUAAAGACGUAAACAAUUGUGAUUCACAUUUCAUAUUUUCCUCCAGAAUAAAUUUUUACAGA